ACGAAACUCCGCCCCCCACGGCUUUCGAGCUCAACUCCAUUACAAAUAGUGAUACUUGGAAAAUGUGGAACUGGGAAGAGUUCAACAGGAAAUACACUUCUGGGCUGUGAAGAAUUCAGAAUCCAAAGCAUGGGUCUAUUUACUUCUAUGCAUUGUAUAAAGAGAGAUACAAUUAUUGAUGAUCAGAACAUCACUGUAAUUGACACACCAUGCUUAUUUAACAAAGAGAUAACAUCUGAAAUUAAUAGAAGCAUUGAGCUGACAUCACCAGGACCUCAUGUAUUUCUUAUAGUGCUGCAAGCUGGUUAUUUUACUAAGAACGAAAGACAAACAGUGAAAAUUUUGCAGGAAAUCUUUGGUGAGGCGGUUUUUAAAAAUGCCGUAAUCCUUUUCACUCGUGGAGACGAUGUGUCAAGUGGAUCAAUAGAAGUGUUCAUUCAAAGGCACAAGGAAUUGAAAGAGCUUCUAGAGAUGUGUGGAAAAAGAUACCAUGUGUUCAACAAUACACUGAAGGAAGAUAACGAGCAGAGGAAAGAGUUCUUGGAAAAAAUAAAUAAAAUGAUGCAGUUGAACACAGGCCUCUGUUACAGAAGAAAACAAGAGAUCCUAAAGGCAGAAAAAACCCUGCCUAAACGGAGAAGCAGCAUCGAUCAACCUCCAAACAUGGCAGAAUCAGAAACUAUCAAGCCUGUCAACUACUGUAAAUGUCAGAAUGGUAUUACUGAGAGAAGUGUGACAAAACCACCAUCUAAAACGACAAAGAUUAAUGAUGCAAUAGUCCAUAACAAAGAAGUGGAGCCUUAUUCGGAAACCGAAGAGCAUCUUAGAGUAGCAUUAAUUGGGAAGUGUGGAUCAGGAAGAAGUGCAUCGGGUAAUACCCUAUUGGGACGAGAAGAGUUCAAGUCCUUCAUUUAUAACUCAACUUCCACCAAUGAGAGUAAGAAAGAGAAGACACAAUUUGAUGGAACGAAUGUCACCGUGAUUGACACUCCAGGUCUCUUGGACACACGGCUUCCACCUGAAAAAGUGAAAGAGCAUCUUGAACAGUGUAUUAAGAUUUCUUCUCCAGGGAUCCAUGCUUUUCUGCUGGUUAUUCAGGUUGGUUGCUUUACAAUAGAGGAAAAGAAAGCAGUUGAAGAAAUAAAGGAACUAUAUGGAGAUACAGUUACCAAAUACAUGAUAAUCCUUUUUACUUAUGCCGAUAAUCUGCAGGGCCUGACAAUUCAGCAAUAUGUCAAUGGUGCAAAUAAAGAUCUCAGAUCUUUAAUCGAGUUGUGUGAAGGCCGUUACCAUGCCUUCAAUAAUAAAAAUCCCAGAAACCGUAUGCAAGUCAUAGAACUUCUGGAUAAAAUUGAACAAAUGGUGAAACAAAAUGGAAAUACUUGCUACACAUUGGAAAUGUACCAACACGCACAAAAAGCGAUCAGUGAAAAAGACCAGGAGAUAAAGAGAAAAUGUGAAGAGGAACAUAAAAGGAAGGAAGAGGCAAUAAGGAAAAAAUAUGAGGAUGAUUUCAAAAUAAAGCAAAUAGAAUUCAAAAAAUUAUUUGAAGGAAUCAAGAAGAAAGAGGAGGAAAUUAAAAAGAAAAGUGAAGAACACCAAGAGAAAGAUGAGUUACUGAAGAAAAACAGAAUUGCAGAAAGAAAAGCAAAAGAGGAACUGAAGAAAACAGAAGAAGAGUUGAAAGUGCAACAUGAUGAAGCAAAAAAAAAGGAUGCAGAGUUGAAAAAAAAAUAUGAGGAGGAACAACGGCAAAAAGAAGAGGAACAGAGAAAAAAAUAUGAAGAAGAAAAACGAAAAGAAGAGAUAAUUAGUAAAACAGAAGAAGAAAAGCUAGAGAAAGACCUGAAACAAAAAUACGAUGAAGAGGCCAGGGGGCAAGGGGGGAAGAUAGUGGACAGAGUUCAGCAUCCUGACAGCUUGGUGGAUGAAGCUGUUAGACAGUCUUGUGGAGCGGGCCCGGAGGCCCAGGUACCUUUUCCAUUAAGGGAGGAGACUAAAAAGGGAGUGAAAGGGGUGGGAGGAGUCUCCAGCAAUGCUGAUGGCUCUACAGGUGAGACAGGUGUGGAAAAUGUCCUUGAGGGAGGGCAUUGA
Molecule: messenger RNA, 2094 nt
Organism: Polypterus senegalus (gray bichir)
Lineage: Eukaryota; Metazoa; Chordata; Cladistia; Polypteriformes; Polypteridae
Product: GTPase IMAP family member 8-like
Exons: 5
Molecular function (GO): GTP binding
Source: RefSeq, a predicted model, not a curated record